Molecule: messenger RNA, 2432 nt
Organism: Ylistrum balloti
Lineage: Eukaryota; Metazoa; Mollusca; Bivalvia; Pectinida; Pectinidae
Product: G-protein coupled receptor 157-like
Exons: 5
Coding region: 390-1358 (322 amino acids)
Biological process (GO): cell surface receptor signaling pathway; adenylate cyclase-activating G protein-coupled receptor signaling pathway
Cellular component (GO): plasma membrane
Molecular function (GO): G protein-coupled receptor activity
Source: RefSeq, a predicted model, not a curated record
AUUGUUCUAGUAUGAGAGAAGAGCGGUGUUCGAGCAUUUAUUCGAAUGUUGGUGGUCAGAUUGUUAAAUGCAUCUCAUCGGCACACCCUUUCAUAAGAAACGGAGUUCCACACCAGAAAUCUGUAUGACAAUGAACGUGAUCUCAUAUAGUGAUUAAAUGUGUGCGUGUUAUUACGUAAGAAGUUCAUUCGCGUGUGUUUAAAGGACAAGACAGGAAGUAAGAGGGCGGACUUGUCAACCAGAAACAUACAUUUAACGGACAUGGAGAUGGUAUAUCAUCAUUACUAUAACAGUGGAUUUAGUACAUAGAUCGGGUAUUGAUUCGGUCCUGUAAAAUUAGGUAUCUUCUUCCAAUGCUUAACCCAAAGUGGAUCUAGAUAGAGCGAGCUAUGGCCGAAGCAGCAUAUUUACAAAUGUCACGUGACUUACGUAUAUCAACAUGCACUAUAACGUGCAUUAGUGGGUUACUCUCCGUAAUGAGCGGUCUCGCCAUUCUGUGGGCGUACCGACAGGUUCCACAAUCACGGAACUACACAAGAUAUCUUCUGGUCUGUCUUACUGUAGCAGACAUCUUUACGGCAUUUGGUAAUUUUAUCAGUACAUUUAGAUUUUUCGGAAUGGAACAGAGUCGACCAAACAACGAUGCUUACUGUACAGCCCAGAGUUUCAUUACAACGACUUCAUCAUUGAGUUCGUUUUUCUGGACGACAGCUAUAGCAAUAUACUUGUACUAUGCAGUCGUAUUGCGCAUCAACAUUGCUGAGAAACGCAGCGCACAGGUUCUCAUGACAGUUAUUCCCAUACUUAUUCCAGUAACCAUCACAGGUAUUGCUUUGGGGUACGGUGUCCUCGGGGAGGACGUUUCGUCAGGGAGUGGACCCUGGUGCUGGAUCAGAAAUGAUGUAAACAAUCAAGUCAUGUGGAAACUUGUUACUGGCAAGGCCUGGGAGGGAAUGACGUACAUCAUCACAGUGGUUAUAUAUGUCCUGCUAAAGUUCUUCAAAUGGAGAAAAAAUCGCCGAAGUUGCAGACAAUUUAGAUGGAGCAAUUCGCAUCGCUGUCUCCAGGACUCAGACAACAUAUUUGAGAUAUCAUGGCUUUUUCUACUCCUUGCGCGGAUUUGGGGGACCAUGAGAUUCAUUUUUGAGCUAGCCCAGAUCAGACUAGAUCCAAGUGUGUUCAACGCAUUUCUUUACUUGCAAUGCAUUGGGGAUAGUUCACAAGCCUUCUGGAAUUUUCUCUUCUUCUAUACAUUCGAUCCGGACAUGCGUCAGCUAGUUUGUCCACCAAGAUGUUGUGUACGCGGAGGUUACACUAGUGUUACAGUUCCAAAAGAAAUUUGCCUGGAAGCGUUAUGACAUCCAUUGUACUGAAUCUAGCGAUAAACUGUUUAUUCGAACCGGUACACUUAACGAUAUGUCAUCUAAAAUCAACAUGUUUCAUAUUCCCUGUCUUCAAAAAAAUCUUGACAUACCGUUAUAAACUUUUGAUGGAAGCCAUGUUUUCCAUUUGUUACUCAUCUUAAUUGCAUCAUUUUCUGUGUUAUAAUUUGCAAUUGGUACAGAAAGAAUGGUGAGAAGGUAGAACAGAAAAAAAAUCUGAAAGGAUUUAAAAUCUUGACAUUGGUACACUUUUUCGUCUCUAUAUGUAUAAAAAAAUGUCCUAACUCACCACUUCAUAACUUAUGAGUCUGUAAAACAAGAUAUGUCUCUUAGCAAAAUAUACAAUCAAUACAAAUGGAAAAAGAAAAGACAUAAAAAAAUCGUGCUUCAAAUCUGAAGUAUAAGCUCUAUUUUCCGAAGUGUCACGAAACUUCUAAUUUAUAUGAAAAUAGAUAGUGUAAAAAGUUGCCAUACAUAAUAUGCAGGUGUCCUAAUGUAAGAACACUUCGAUGCAAGUACAGAAAAUAAAUAACAACGCUAACAUUUAUUGAUAAGUAUACUAUAUGUUAAACUCAUAGAACAGCGUCAAGUUCAACGGAGCAGUUUCGAAGCAGUAGGUGCUACCGCUACGACAUCAUUGACAACGUCAACGACAUCAAAUAUUUCCAAAAUCAUAUUAUUUAUUUAAACAUUUAUGUAUUUUUUGUAUAUAAUGUAUCAUUUCAUCUUCAUGGCUGUCAUGUAUCUACAUUUAAACAAUAUCAUAUUAUAUUUAAGUAUGUAGGUAAACAUCUGUGAUUUACACAGUGAAAGGAGUAUCACUUCGUGAUUGAAGUGCGAAUAUUUUUAUCCAAGCAAAUUAUACAUAUGGAAAAUCUUACAUUGGUUUUCAAGUCUUAUCUGUUACAUUUAGAAUCUUGUUUUCUUCCCUUAUCGAAGAGCAUCAAAGAUUGAAUAAAGCAAAUUCUUGUAUAAAUGGUUGAGUUUUGCUGACUUUGGUCUAAGGGGCUUUGCAAAUAUAGAUAAUAAAGUUAAAUCUUUAAAAUCCUA